Procambarus clarkii (red swamp crayfish) is the source of this 1760-nucleotide messenger RNA. It is a transcript of the gene Ccm3, whose product is annotated as programmed cell death protein 10 Ccm3. The record is from RefSeq and is a predicted model, not a curated record. Gene Ontology annotation, molecular function: protein kinase binding. Gene Ontology annotation, biological process: regulation of Golgi organization; positive regulation of MAP kinase activity. Gene Ontology annotation, cellular component: FAR/SIP/STRIPAK complex. Lineage: Eukaryota; Metazoa; Arthropoda; Malacostraca; Decapoda; Cambaridae.
ACCUGGAGUGUCAGAGGUGUUUACGUCCAGCUGGAGAGUGGAUCCCGUCGCUGUCACCUCUGCUCUACCUGUCUUUCCUGGUGGCUCCGUGGCCCUGGCUCCUGAGAUAAUGACCAUGGGAGACCACGCCCCUAAUGCGCCCGUGGCUUCACUCGUCUUUCCGGUCUUAAUUCGCCCAAUAUUGGCGCAGGUGGAGCGUGAAAAUGUAGCAUCAAGUCAAACACUGCGAGCUGCCCUGAGUAAGGUGGAGGCGGCUCAUCCAGGGUUCACCUACGAGAUGGUCAUGGGUCUUGUUCGUAAGGCCGAUCUCAGUGUAAACAUGAACGAGUCCAUCCUCAGAUUACAAGGCUCUGUAAAUGAAUCUGAAUCUGGUGACUACAGAGUAACACGCACUGAAGAUGCUUUUCAAGAGCUAAAUAAAAAAUCUGCAAACCUCAAGCGCAUCCUGUCCCGCAUCCCAGAUGAGAUAACAGACAGGAAGACAUUCUUGGAAACCAUUAAAGAAAUUGCAAGUGCUAUCAAGAAGCUGUUGGAUGCUGUGUCGGAAGUCUCUCAGUACAUACCAGGCACACAAGGGAAGCAAGCAUUGGAACACCGUAAGCGGGAUUUUGUAAAGCACAGCAAGAAGUUUAGCAACACACUCAAGGAGUACUUCAAGGAGGGACAGGCCAAUGCUGUAUUUGUGAGUGCCACGUAUCUCAUUCACCAGACCAACCUCAUCAUGCUCACUGUCAAAGACAAAUGUGAAUGAAUUCUACAGUGUGAAACUAGACCGAUGGAUGCAAGAUAUUGCUCUGGUGCACGAUGCUUGCUGCAAACUCACCUAAAGGUAUAAAGUCUGGCCACUGGUGUAGAAAUUCUUAGGUGUAUUGGUAUAGCCAGGCAGUACUAGUAGUGAGCCAUUUCUGAAAACUCCAGAGUGGAGGAAAAAAUUAAGGUUUGACAUUGAGUGCUUGAUGCAAGAAUAGUAUUGGUAAUGAUUAUCAAGUUUUCAUAAGAAAGGGAUUUAUUUAGAGAUGAUUACUGAUCAAAUCUUCGUGCAUAUUUUUAUUGUGUUGGUCAUCACGUUGUGAUGGUGGCUAAGUGUAUUGGGAAAAAAUAAGGUUGCCAGUUAGCCAAAAUAAUGUAGCUUUUGGGUGUUAGGUGAUGAUUCAACCUGUCCUCUUAAGUUGUCACAACAGACAAAAAAAGGUGUACUAACACAUGUGAACCUAACUUAUCAACCCAUGCAUAGAAAAUAUGGUUGUUUGUGAGCCGCUAUGAUUUAUAUUAUGUAUGUAUGCCAUAUUUUGUCCGUUUGGGAUUUUGGCAUAAAAAAUAUGAUGUGUUGGUUUGAGAGGACAGGUUGGAUGAUUUAGGUUGAUGCUGUAGCAACUGUCAUGUUGGAUUUUAACUAUACAUGCAGCAGUCAAUAUAGACUUCUUUUUGUCUGCUUUUGGUAAUGUGAAGAUAAAUAUUUAUUCUUAUGCUGAACUGGUUAAGGACCAUAUAUGGGUUUUAUAAUGUGCAUAUUGUGUACAUACCGUCUUGUUGACUCUUUACUUGAUGCCUACAGUGGGCAAUACCUGGGUAGCCAAAUUUGGCACAAUCUACUCCAGUACUUAGUGAACCUUCACUGACUUGUGAGCCCUACAGUAUGGAGAAUCUAGUAUGCAGAUAUCAGCAGAAUUUCUUGAAGCAUUGUGUUUGGGCUCUACGUAUUCUGAUACAGUUGUUGAUAUAUGUAUAUUUUCUCACAGCCAUAAAGUAUAAUAUCAGUA